UCUGGAGGAAAAGAACCUGUGUCUCAGAACCCUGGAAAAACAGAAGAUGGCACUGAACAAUCAUGUGUCUCAGUGUCAAUCUGCUCUUCAGAAGGCCAACCAGCUCUCUUCAAACCGCGCUGGACAACUGCGGGAGCUCAACACGCAGAUCCGGGCCCUGCAGGACGCAGUGCUGCAGAUGGAGGCUUCCCAGGCAACUCGAGAGAAGCAGCUGCUGAAGGAGCUGGAGGAGUCUCGAGCAGGAGAACGCUGCUUGAGGGACUCUGUGCAUGUGCUGGAGGCUGAGGUGUCAGAGCUGCGUGUGAAGCUCCAGAGCAGUGAUGACAAAGCUCUUGCCUUGGCCAUACAGUGUAAGGCUCUGGAGCUGGAGCUGAGGAAGACACAGACUGAGAGAGGCAACCUCAGAGCCUGCAACAUGGAGCUGCAGAAGGAGUUGGAGAAAACUGAGCAAGGGUGGGUGCAGGCAGAAGCCAUGCACAUCUCUCGCCAAAUUCUCCUGGACAAAGAGGCCACGGAAAGGCAGGAAGAGGCUGUGACUCUUCGUCAGGAGGUGGCAUCUCUGAAGAAGAAAUUGGAAAACCUGGAGAAGGAAAGGAAGGAUGUGCUGCAGGCUCUUGGAGCACAAGAGGAGCAGCUGUUUUGUGGCUCAGGGAGCAGCCUGGACCCUAAGGAGCCAGUUACAUCAGCAGAGGAGGAGAAGAGAGAGAGGCCUGAAUUAUCCACUGUGCCCAGGAGAAGUGGCGAGCAGGUGGAACCUGACAGGAGAAUCACAGAUUUUAGGAGACUCUUCCUCCCAGACUACUUCAUGUUCCCUGUGCACAAGUCUACCCAUCAAAAUUGGUCGACUUUUGAAACAGAAGACUCCUCCAGUAGCUCAGGGGAGUAGCAGCCCUCGUGCUGAUGCACAGCCUGUGGAGAAGAGGGUGUCCCUGCUGCAGUCACAGCUGGCCCAAGACCGACAGCACCACCUGGAGAGCUGUGCAGGGAGCAGGCAGGAGACACAAGGUGCAGAAGGGACCUCCUUGCUUCCUGAACAUCUCAGAGAGGAGCCAGCUGGAUGCAGUUUUAGACGUAGUCAAUAAUUUAUGUUUAAAGGUGGUAUAGUAUAGGAUAGUAUAGGUAAUAGUAAUUGAACCUUUAUACAACUGUGUUCUGUAGGAUGAAGGAUGUAUUGAUAGAGAAAUAAAGAGUUGAUUCUGAUCACAAUUAAACUAAAAGAUCUUUUUCAGGCUUAUUUACUGGCCAGUACAGAGACCUGUAACUUCCAGUAUAGUGCACUAUAUCUGAAGCAACAUUGAAGCAAUUCCAGUCAAGUCAGCAAAAACCAAUUCUUAAAGAUUGAUGCUACUCACCCAAACCCAUGACCAUGGGCAAACCUUUCUCUCAGUCUCAAGGCGUGACCUUGAGGAGCAUCCUCACUCCAGGAAGGAACCUGCAGAAGGGACACAUGUGCCAUGCACCACUUUUGUGAGGGCAGGAGAAUCCUGCCAUGUGAGGAGCUUGUUCAUUUGC
Passer domesticus (house sparrow) is the source of this 1512-nucleotide messenger RNA. RefSeq names its product EF-hand calcium-binding domain-containing protein 4B-like. Lineage: Eukaryota; Metazoa; Chordata; Aves; Passeriformes; Passeridae. The transcript has 6 exons. The record is from RefSeq and is a predicted model, not a curated record. Bases 47 to 886 code for a protein of 279 amino acids.